Molecule: messenger RNA, 927 nt
Organism: Emericellopsis cladophorae
Lineage: Eukaryota; Fungi; Ascomycota; Sordariomycetes; Hypocreales; Bionectriaceae
Product: putative atp synthase subunit alpha protein
Exons: 4
Coding region: 1-927 (308 amino acids)
Biological process (GO): proton motive force-driven ATP synthesis; proton transmembrane transport
Molecular function (GO): proton-transporting ATP synthase activity, rotational mechanism; ATP binding; ADP binding
Source: RefSeq, a predicted model, not a curated record
AUGUUCCGCAACGCCCUCCGCCAGUCUUCGCGCGCUGUCGGCGCUGCCUCUGCCGCUGGCAGGGUCGCUGCGGUCCGAAAUGCCGCACCCGCCCUGAACGGCGCUGCCAUGCAGACCCGCGCCUACGCUGCCGACGCCAAGGCCUCGCCGACUGAGGUCUCGUCCAUUCUCGAGCAGAGGAUCCGUGGUGUUCAGGAGGAGUCUGGUCUUGCCGAGACCGGCCGUGUCCUGUCUGUCGGUGAUGGUAUCGCCCGUGUGCACGGUAUGGCCAACGUCCAGGCCGAGGAGCUUGUCGAGUUCGCCUCCGGCGUCAAGGGCAUGUGCAUGAACCUUGAGGCCGGCCAGGUCGGUGUCGUCCUGUUCGGUUCUGACCGUCUCGUCCGGGAGGGUGAGACCGUCAAGCGUACCGGUGAAAUUGUCGAUGUUCCUGUCGGCCCCGAGAUGCUUGGCCGUGUUGUCGAUGCUCUGGGUAACCCCAUUGACGGCAAGGGCCCCAUCAAGACCACCGAGAAGCGCCGUUCGCAGCUCAAGGCUCCCGGUAUCCUGCCUCGCCAGUCCGUCAACCAGCCUGUGCAGACUGGUCUCAAGUCUGUCGACGCCAUGGUGCCCAUUGGCCGUGGUCAGCGUGAGCUGAUCAUUGGUGACCGUCAGACUGGUAAGACUGCCGUCGCUCUCGACGCCAUGCUCAACCAGAAGCGUUGGAACGACGGCAACGACGAGACCAAGAAGCUGUACUGUGUCUACGUUGCCGUUGGCCAGAAGCGUUCCACCGUUGCCCAGCUCGUCAAGACUCUUGAGGAGAACGAUGCGAUGAAGUACUCCAUCAUCGUCGCCGCUACUGCCUCCGAGGCCGCUCCUCUCCAGUACCUCGCCCCCUUCACCGGUGGUAAGUCAAGACCGCUCUGCACUCAAUACUCAUUGUACUAA